UUUAAAAUGAGUCGUAGCAAUUCAAGGAUUUAUUUUUCUUUUUCAAAUUUCCUCUGAAAUUUUAAUUUCUUUGUUAUUUUUAUUUUAUUUUAUUUUAUUUAAGGUCUUUCACGUUCUCACCAGAACUUGAUUCCUAGCUUUUCUUGGAAUUCUUGGUGGAUUUACUUUCCAAGAAAAGUAAACAUUUUUCUUUUUUAAGUUUCCGAUUUUCGUCUCUUUUUUUUUUUUUAAGUUGAAUCUCGAGGAACAGUUACGCGCGAAAUUCAUUGUAAAUCCCGGUUCCGAUUCCGAUCUCGUUUUGGAUAUAAUUUCGUCGGUAUAAAAUGGCGAAGCGUGGAUAUAAGCUGCAGGAAUUUGUGGCGCAUACAACAAAUGUAAAUUGUCUAAGUAUGGGAAAAAAGACAUGUAGGCUUCUUAUUACUGGUGGAGAUGAUCAUAAAGUGAAUGUUUGGGCAAUUGGGAAACCAACUUCUCUAAUGAGUCUCUGUGGUCAUACUAGUCCGGUGGAAUCUUUAGCUUUUGAUUCGGCAGAAGUCUUCGUGCUUGCUGGAUCAUCUACGGGGGGGAUAAAGCUUUGGGACCUGGAAGAAACAAAGAUGGUUCGCGGGCUAACAGGACACAGAUCUAAUUGCACUGCCUUGGAAUUCCAUCCAUUUGGUGAGUUCUUUGUAUCUGGUUCCAUGGACACAAAUCUGAAGGUUUGGGAUAUCAGAAAGAAGGGAUGCAUUCAUACGUACAAGGGCCAUACUCGAGGCAUUAGUACAAUUAGAUUCACUCCUGAUGGUCGCUGGGUAGUUUCUGGUGGAUUUGAUAAUGUUGUAAAGAUUUGGGAUCUUACUGCUGGAAAACUCUUGAACGAGUUUAAGUUUCAUGAAGGCCAUAUUCGCACCAUAGACUUCCAUCCUCUUGAGUUUCUCUUAGCUACAGGUUCAGCGGACAGAACGGUUAAAUUCUGGGAUUUAGAAACCUUUGAACUGAUUGGAUCUUCCAGACCUGAGGCUACAGGUUUUCACUCAAUUGCCUUUCAUCCUGAUGGGAGAACUUUGUUCUGUGGAGCAGAUGAUGGUUUGAAGGUUUAUUCGUGGGAGCCAGUCGUUUGUCAUGAUUCUGUUGACAUGGGAUGGUCAACGCUUGGCGACCUUUGCAUCAAUGAAGGCAAACUUUUGGGUUGCUCAUACUAUCGAAAUUCUGUUGGAGUUUGGGUAGCAGAUAUAGCGCAUAUCGAGCCAUAUGGAAGAAACAACCAAACAGAGAAGAAAUUUAAUCUUGAGAGAAGUUAUUCUUCUGUGAAAGCAGGGAAUGGCAUGAGGUCUACUUUGGGAUCACGGCCAUUGUCUCCUGAUUGUGAGACAAAGGAAAUAAAGAACAUAUAUAUUGACACUGCUGGUAGUAAUCCUAUUGCCACACAGAAAGAUGGCUCUUUGAAUUCUCCAAAAGUGUUACCCCCAAUGGAUGCCUGUGAAAUAAGUGAUCAAGAAGCAGUGAAGAAGAGUCCUGGAACAGAAGUCAAUGCUAAACCUAGUGUUGUUCCACGGGACAAUCCUAUUGGUAAAAACUCUAGCAAUUCUACAAAAGAAACCAUCACCUUUUCAAAGACAAAACCAGGCAUGCUGCUCAAACCAGCUCAUGUUAGGAGACCAUCUGUCAACAAGUUUGAGUUUGAAAAGCUGUCGGCUACAGUUGAUUCAGGAACUCCUGGCAAUGUAAAAAGCGGUUUAGACAAUGCAAUGGAUCUGAAUUCUCAAACUAGGCUUGUAUCAGAAGAUGGAGUUAGAAAACCCUGUGAUGAAAAGGACUCAAAUAUCAAGAGUGUUACAGAGAAAUCUGAAAAGGUGUUAUCGCCUCAGACACCCCCUAAUCAAGAAACUUGUAAUGAAUCCCUUACUUGCAGCAAAGAUUCAAACUCUGUCAAAAUUGUCAGAGGAGUGGCUGUUGUUUCAGGGAGAACACGUACUCUGGUUGAGAAGUUUGAACGAAGAGAGAGAUUAAACAGCGGUGAUGAUCCGGUAACUAACAAUACUCCUCCCCCGGUACUUGAAACAGAUAGAACGCCAACCAUAAUGAAAGAAGAGAGACAAAUCUCCGAAACAAAAGCAGUCUCUGCCAAUGAUGUCAAGCAGGGUGGAAGUCCAAUUUCUAGAAUGGAAUCAACUUCAAGCUGUGAGGGAAGUGUUACCGGAAUUCAGAUUUCUAGAAGGGAAUCAACUCCCACUUCUGAUGGGCUCAUUACUGGCGAUCAACUUCCUAGAGCGGAAUUAACAUCCACUCCUGAUAAGGUCAUUAUUGGAAACCAAACUUCUAGAAGGGAAUCAACUCCCACUUCCGGUGGGAUCGUUACUGGGGAUCAACUUCCUAGAGCGGAAUUAAUGUCCAAUCCUGAUAAGGUCAUUACUGGAAACCAAACUUCUAGAAAGGAAUCAACCAUAACCCCUGAGAGGAUCAUUACUGGAAACCGAAUUUCUAGAAGAGAAUCAAACUCUGCUUCUAGUGGCACCAUUACUGGAAAUCAAAUUUCUAGAAUGAAACCAACCUCUGCUUCUGACAGCAUUACUGUAAACCAAAUUAUGAGAAGGGAAUCAACUUCCACUGCAGAUGGGAUGAUUUUUAGAAAUCAACUUUCUAGAAGGGAAGCAAUUUCUGUUAAUGAUAGAAGUGGACCAAAUGGUACAGUUACUGAGAAUCAAAUUUCUCGGAGGGGAUUGAGUUCUGCUAAUGAUGGGAAUGCUACUAUUAUUGAAAGCCAAGUUUCAAAGGGCACAUCAAUUGCUCCUGAUGAUGGAAUCAUAACUGAAAGUCUAAUGCAAACACAUGAUAUAUUCUUAAGCACUCUUAGGUCUCGCUUGACAAAAUUACAGGUGGUGCGGCAUUUUUGGGAAAAGAAUAACAUUAAAGGUGCAAUCGGUGCCCUACAGAAGCUGCCGGAUCAUUCUGUGCAAGUCGAUGUAAUCAGUGUUAUCAUGGAAAAAAUGGAGAUUCUUACCUUGGAUCUGUUUUCUGGCCUGCUUCCUGUGCUUAAGGGCUUAUUAGAUAGUAAAACGGAAAGGCACGUAAAUAUCUCGUUGGAGAUGCUUUUGAAGCUUGUAGCUGUAUUUGGUCCAAUGAUACGCUCAACUGUUUCAGCCCCACGUGGUAUUGGUGUCGAUUUACAUGCUGAGCAAAGGCGAGAAUGCUGCAAUCAGUGUUUCACACAGCUGCAAAAGAUUCUGAAACUUCUUCCACCACUCGAAAGGAGAGGUGGUGUGAUAGCAAGAUGUGCACAAGAACUGAAUCUAGUUCUUCAAGAAUGAUCGACGAAUGCCACCAUGGCGCCAUCUAUAAAACCAUCUGCUACCAAACCACGAACGAGAAAAAGGUGGCUGAGUCGACACCACUUAUAAAAAGAUUCAAUCAAGUGCCAUAGAAUGGUCCGUUCAUAGAUGCACAAAUUUGAUCUUGCCACCUUACUAUAUCGAUCUCUUCCAGCUUUUGUCAGUACCGACAUGCCAGCUCGAGUAAGUUUUGUCACUCGCAAUGCGACCGUUUCAAUCUCGAAGAUGGAAGAAGCCAGCCAACCGGCCAACUUGUGAACCUUAAUGUGUCUGGUGCUCCCACAAAACUUUCCUUCCUCUUAGUGUAGUGCUCUUAGUCCCCUUUUCCUUUUUGGUAAAAAAUGUAAGCAUGUCCCUAAUGCAAAUAUAUACUCUUCACCUUAUAAUAUAUAUUCAAUGAAAUUUGUCAAAUUCCUUGAAAA
Messenger RNA from Gossypium raimondii (Peruvian cotton), 3730 nucleotides. Its product is annotated as katanin p80 WD40 repeat-containing subunit B1 homolog KTN80.1. The record is from RefSeq and is a predicted model, not a curated record. Gene Ontology annotation, cellular component: katanin complex. Gene Ontology annotation, molecular function: microtubule binding. The transcript has 18 exons. Gene Ontology annotation, biological process: microtubule severing; microtubule depolymerization. Lineage: Eukaryota; Viridiplantae; Streptophyta; Magnoliopsida; Malvales; Malvaceae. The coding region runs from base 324 to 3287 and encodes 987 amino acids.